AUGAAGACUUUCUAUCAGCUCUGCAUUCUCAUUGGCCUGGUGAUCAAGACUCACUCAGGUCCAGUACCGCCAUCUAUUGGCGAGGACGAGGAGGAACUGGCAAAGAAUUACCUGAAGAAGUUGUACAACAUGAAAGAGGAGCACACACGGUCCGCUCGGUCCACUGACCACUCAGUCAGCGAGAUGAGUGAGAAGCUGAGUGAGAUGCAGGAGUUUUUUGGGCUGGAAGUGACCGGAACUCUUGAUGCUGAAACGUUGGAGGUGAUGAAGAAGCCUCGCUGUGGGGUUUCAGAUGUGGCUGGCUAUAAUGAUGCUACUGGAAGCUACAAAUGGACAAAAAAACAGCUGACCUACAGGAUUGAGAACUACACUCCUGACAUGUCUCAGGCUGAAGUGGACAGUUCUAUUGAGAGAGCUUUAAAAGUCUGGGCUGACGUCACUCCCCUCAGGUUCAUUCGCAUUUACAGUGGUGUAGCCGACAUCAUGAUCUCCUUCGCUGUCAGAGAUCAUGGCGAUGGCUCCCCAUUUGAAGGAGAAGGUGGUUUCUUGGCUCACGCCUUUGUCCCUAGUCCUGCCAUUGGUGGAGACGCCCAUUUUGAUGAUGAUGAGACCUUUACCUUCUCUUCUCCUAAAGGAUACAACCUGUUCCUGGUGGCUGCCCAUGAAUUCGGACACUCCUUGGGCCUUGACCAUUCCAGGGAUCCUGGUGCUCUGAUGCAUCCGAUGUACAGCUUCAGAGAUGUUGAGAACUUUCUUCUGCCCCAAGACGAUGUCAAUGGAAUUCAGGCUGUCUAUGGUCCAAACCCUGAUAAACCUGUCGACCCUGAGAGGCCUGUCCCCACUCCUCCAGUCACCCCUAAUGCCUGCGACCCUAACCUGGUCCUGGAUGCAGUUACGAUGCUGCGAGGAGAGAUGAUCUUCUUCAAGAAAGGCCUCUUCUGGCGUAAAAGUUCUGAGUCUGAGCAACAUCUGAUCAAGAGCUUCUGGCCUGAGGCUCCAGAUAAUAUUGAUGCCGCUUAUGAAAGUCCGUCAGAUGACUUGGUGUAUCUCUUUAAAGGUCAGAAGGUCUGGGCCCUCUACGGUUAUGAUAUUGCAAAGGGGUUUCCUAAGACCCUCAGCAGCAUGGGCCUGCCCCCUAAAGUGAAGAAGAUUAGUGCUGCCCUUUAUGACCAGGAGACUGGAAAGACUCUGUUUUUUGUUAAUGACCAUUACUACAGCUAUGAUGAGACCACAAAGAAGAUGGACAAAGGUUACCCUAAACAGGUGGAAGACGGCUUCCCAGGAAUGACCGGAAAGGUUACUGCAGCUUUCCAGUACAGGGAUUUCACGUACCUCUUCAGUGGACCACGCAUGUUUGAAUUCUCCUACGGAACACUCCUACGUGUGCUUAAUAACAACUACUUCUUGCCCUGCUAA
Molecule: messenger RNA, 1416 nt
Organism: Colossoma macropomum (tambaqui)
Lineage: Eukaryota; Metazoa; Chordata; Actinopteri; Characiformes; Serrasalmidae
Product: collagenase 3-like
Exons: 10
Coding region: 1-1416 (471 amino acids)
Biological process (GO): collagen catabolic process; extracellular matrix organization; proteolysis
Cellular component (GO): extracellular matrix
Molecular function (GO): metalloendopeptidase activity; zinc ion binding
Source: RefSeq, a predicted model, not a curated record